UCAGGACUCGCCGUGGCUCCGGCUCAGGAAUGGAGGAGACCGUUUGGGAGCAGUACACUGUGACUCUUCAGCGGGACUCUAAGAUGGGCUUUGGGAUUGCUGUGUCUGGGGGCCGGGACAAUCCAAACGUGGAGACCGGAGAGACGUCCAUCAUUGUGUCAGAUGUGCUGCCAGGAGGACCGGCCGAUGGACUGCUCUUUGAGAAUGACCGCGUAAUACAGGUCAACACCAUCGCCAUGGAAAAUGUGCCUCAUUCAUUUGCUGUGCAGUCACUUCGGAAAUGUGGGAAAGUGGCCAAAAUAACUGUAAAAAGGCCUCGCAAGGUGGCUGUCCUCAAGCACCCGCCGUCCCCGAGCGGGGAUAGCCGCGAUUACAACUUAUCCAGCUAUUAUCCCGAGGACAACCGCAGCGUUCACACUGACCCAGACUCUGAUUACCCUCGGGGAAACGGUGGCCUGGGCUACCCCCGUGACAGAGAGCGUGACCGCAGUCUCGAAAAGAGCCGGAUAGACUACCUGGAGCCGGAUUACAAGCGGGAAUGGAGCAGAGGCAGGAGCGCGGAGAGGUCGCCCAGCUCUGACAGCGGCUACCGCAGGGACGGCAGCCGGGGCAGGACGCUGGAGCGCGGAUCCAGCCCGGAGCCUCACUAUCACCGGCAGCACAGUAGAGGCCGCGGCGGAGGUGGAAGCCCUGCUGGAAGCUACGGGAGGGACCAGGGCUACGACACGCGGAGGUAUGACACUCGUUCAGAUGACAAGAUGAUCAGGAGUCACAGCAGGGACCGGCUGCAGGAUCACUCCCCGUCACCCAGCAGAGAGAAAGACAGAGGAAGAGACCGGUUCAACUAUGAACCCCUGGAGCCGCCCAUCAAUGUCAUGCUGGUGAAAAACAGGCCCAAUGAAGAGUACGGCCUCCGGCUGGGCAGCCAGAUCUUCAUCAAAGAGAUGACCAGCACUGGAUUGGCUGCCAGAGACGGAAAUCUCCAGGAGGGCGACAUCAUUCUUAAGAUCAACGGGACGGUGACUGAGAACCUCUCUCUGAGUGACGCCGGUAAGCUGAUUGAGAAAUCGCGGGGCAGGCUGCAACUGGUGGUCCAGAGAGACCACCGACAGAUCCUGGUGCGCAUUCCUGCCCUGGCAGACAGCGACUCGGAGCCCGACGAUAUUUCUGAGAUGGAGUCGUACCAUUCCUACUCGCCUCAAGAUGACCAAAGGUCACGCCAGUCUGACCUCUCCUCACACUCUUCCAAUGAUGUAGCACGAGAGAACGCCAGGGAGGAUCCUCAAAGUAGAUCGGCAAAGACCGCUGUUUCAUCCUCUCCUUACAAAACUCCAGAGGAGCCACUUCCAGCCCAGGAGGAGAGAGUAGAACCACAGGAAGAAGAACCACCACCAGCAGUAAAGACAACGCCUAAAAUCCUGCUCCGACCGAGCCCAGAGGACGAGGCCAUUUAUGGGCCCAGCACCGUGAUGGUGAGCUUUCAGAAAGGAGAGAGUGUUGGCUUGAGGUUGGCUGGAGGGAAUGAUGUGGGAAUAUUCAUAGCAGGAGUUCAGGAUGGCAGUCCGGCUGAAGAAGAAGGUCUCCGUGUCGGGGAUCAGAUUGUGAAGGUGAAUAAUGUUGACUUUCGGGGAAUUGUGCGAGAGGAGGCCGUACUGUUCCUGCUGGAGAUCCCUCGGGGUGAGGUCGUGACCAUUUUGGCACAGAAUAAAACUGAGGUUUAUGAAGACAUCUUGGUGUCCGGUCGAGGGGACUCAUUUUUCAUCCGAACUCAUUUCGAGUAUGAGAAGGAGCUGCCUCACUGUCUCGCCUUCUCCCGGGGAGAGAUCUUCAAGGUGGUGGACACCUUAUAUGACGGCAAGCUGGGAAACUGGCUGGCCAUCCGCAUGGGCAAAGACAACAAGCUGCUGGAGAAGGGCAUCAUUCCCAGUAAGAGCAGAGCCGAGCAGAUGGCAAACGUCCAGAACACACAUAAGGGCUCAGGGAGUGACAGGGCCGACUUCUGGAGGCUACGUGGUCAGAGGGCGGCCAAGAAGAAAGAUGUGCGGAAGAGCCGAGAGGAAAGUUCUGCGGCCGUCUCCACCCGCUUCCCUGCCUAUGAGAGGGUGGUGCUGAGAGAAGCGGGAUUCCGAAGGCCGGUUGUGCUGUUUGGACCAAUCGCUGAUGCUGCCAGUGAAAAACUGGCCAUGGAGCUUCCAGACGAGUUUGUAAUUGCCAAAACAGAACCCAAAGAUGCGGGAUCAGAGAAAUCCUCUGGGGUGGUUCGUCUCAACACUAUUAGACAGAUCAUUGAACAGGACAAGCAUGCUCUCCUGGACGUCACCCCUAAAGCAGUGGACACCCUAAACUACACGCAGUGGUACCCCAUAGUCAUCCUCUUCAGCCCGGACAGCAAACAUGGGGUGAAGGCGAUGAGACAGAGGAUCAUCCCCAGCUCUAACCGCAGUGCCCGCAAACUCUACGACCAGGCUCUGAAGCUCAGGAAAACCUGCUCACACCUGUUUACCGCUGUUAUUGAUCUGAACUCGGCUAAUGAUGCCUGGUACGGCAGUUUGAAGGAGACCAUUCGAGACCAGCAGACCCAAGCUGUGUGGGUCUCAGAGGGGAAGCUGGAGGGGACGGGGGACCUUGACGUUCAUGACGAUCGCAUGUCAUAUCUCUCAGCCAUGAGCGCUGACUAUCUCAGCAUGGACAGCCG
Carassius auratus (goldfish) is the source of this 2695-nucleotide messenger RNA. Its product is annotated as tight junction protein ZO-2-like. Gene Ontology annotation, cellular component: bicellular tight junction; plasma membrane. Gene Ontology annotation, molecular function: cell adhesion molecule binding. The record is from RefSeq and is a predicted model, not a curated record. Lineage: Eukaryota; Metazoa; Chordata; Actinopteri; Cypriniformes; Cyprinidae. Gene Ontology annotation, biological process: cell-cell junction organization; cell-cell adhesion; establishment of endothelial intestinal barrier.